AAUAAAGAAUUAUGGACCUGGCUCUUUAAGCUUCUAAGUUUGAGGCGGUGCUUUCUAAAUAAAAGGAAACCUGAAGCUGGGAGGAAUCUGUUAUUGGCUAGAAACAUGGCAGCAGCAGCAACAAUGGUGAGCAUGCAUCAAGAAGAGCAGCGGAAAUGCAAGGCCAGGAGAGAAGAGAUGGAACACAUCAGCAAGCACCUUCUGCAGAACCGGUGGGCUCUGUGGUUCUUUAAAAAUGACAAGAGCAAGACCUGGCAGGAGAACUUAAGGCUUGUUACCAAGUUUGAGACAGUGGAAGACUUCUGGGCGCUGUAUGGCCAUAUCCAGCUAGCCAGCAAGCUGACCUCUGGCUGUGACUACUCUCUUUUCAAGGAUGGCAUUGAGCCCAUGUGGGAAGAUAACAGGAACAAGCGUGGUGGCCGUUGGCUUAUCACAUUAGCAAAGCAGCAGCGGCAUACAGAGCUGGACCGCUCCUGGUUGGAGACACUACUGUGUCUGAUUGGAGAGAUGUUUGAUGACUACAGUGAUGAUGUCUGUGGGGCGGUCAUCAACAUCCGUGCCAAGGGGGACAAGAUUGCAAUCUGGACCCAGGAGGCAGAGAACCGGGAAGCAGUCAUCCAUAUUGGGCGUGUGUACAAGGAACACUUGGGCUUGUCUUCAAAGGUGGUAAUCGGUUAUCAGGCUCACGCAGACACUGCCACCAAGAGCGGUUCCCUCACAAAGAACAAGUUUGUGGUGUGAGCAGCUGAAAUGAAGCCUCACAGCUGGAGGGGGAAGAUUGGCAUUGGGUACACAAAGGAGAUGAGUCGGGUGGGGGACAGCACAGCAAGCAGUGAUGUUGCUUCUGUCAGUUUUUAAGUUGAUUAAAGUUGCUGCAGCAGA
Hemicordylus capensis (graceful crag lizard) is the source of this 882-nucleotide messenger RNA. It is a transcript of the gene EIF4E1B, whose product is annotated as eukaryotic translation initiation factor 4E family member 1B. Gene Ontology annotation, molecular function: RNA 7-methylguanosine cap binding; translation initiation factor activity. Gene Ontology annotation, biological process: translational initiation. The record is from RefSeq and is a predicted model, not a curated record. The coding region runs from base 106 to 741 and encodes 211 amino acids. Gene Ontology annotation, cellular component: eukaryotic translation initiation factor 4F complex; cytoplasm. The transcript is spliced from 7 exons. Lineage: Eukaryota; Metazoa; Chordata; Lepidosauria; Squamata; Cordylidae.